AGCGCAAGCUCCGCGCGGCGCACGCUAGAUCCGGUUCCGACAACGUGGGCUCCAAAGAGGAAACCAGCUCCCCCUCCCACGAUACCCUAGGAUUUCCUCUAACCUGCGCCGAGCGUAGGCGGCGCUCCACCCCGUUCCCGCCGCGCGGGCCAUCGCUUCCGUGAGCCCCAAGUCGUGCGCCGCGAGCUAAGGGCGAGGAUUCUUUCGGAACCCCCCGAUCGGACGGCUAUUAACCCCUAGCGCGAUAGCCCCCUCCAUCCCGGUGGCGCACGAUAGAUUCAGUCUCCAUCCCCUCUACAUAGAUACGGUGUUCUCCUCUCCCGCUCUUUCUUCUGUUUUCUUCUUUUCUUUCCUGUUCAUCUAAUUUGUUGUAAAUUAUUCCAAAUUUUCUCGGAGAUUAUAGGGUUAGGUUUUUUUUUUUUUGUGAGCUGGCAUUUGGCGGGAUUGGAGAUGUGAUCGAUUGAAGGUGAGAUGCAGAACCCAUCGCGGCCGGCGAUGCAUAGAAACCCGUACGAUGUGUUGGGGGUCUCUAGGUUUUGCUCAAGCCUCGAAAUCAAGGUUGCUUACCGCAAGUUAGCACUCAGGUACCAUCCUGACAAAAAUGUUGAUGAUCCUGAAGCUUCUGAGCAUUUUAAGGAGGUUUCUUAUUCUUAUACCAUUCUAUCUGAUCCAGAGAGAAGAAGACGUUAUGACAAUGCUGGACUGGAGGCGUCAAAUUUGAGCUCAAGUUUAUCUAUAACGGACAAAGCAUCAGAAAAUCCUGGGCUUGUUAUAGAUGCAUCUGAUACCAGCACUGACUUAUCUUCAAAAGACGUUGACUCCAUAGAUGAAACUCCUGAAGAUACAAUUCUAUCAAAACAAACUUCUGUAAAUCUUGUCCCAUUCAUUGGCCAAAGAUUUGUCUCUCAGGAUGCUGCUUAUGAAUUUUAUUGCACCUUUGCAAAGCAAUGUGGCUUCUCUAUCAGACGUCAUCGUACUAGAGGAAAAGAUGGAGUUGGUCGAGGAAUCACCAGAAGGGAUUUCACCUGUCAUCGUGGUGGAUUUCCUCAGGCAAAGCAAUCAGAUGACAGCAAGCUGCAGAGAAAUCGAAAAUCAUCACGUUGUGGGUGCCAGGCAUACAUGAGAAUAGUUAAAAGGGCAGACUUUGAUAUCCCUGAAUGGCGUGUCACUGGCUUUAGCAAUGUCCACAACCAUGAGCUCCUGAAAUCAAACCAAGUGCAUCACCUUCCUGCUUAUUGUACCAUAUCAGCAGAUGAUAAGAGCCGCAUUUGCAUGUUUGCUAAAGCAGGAAUGUCUGUACGGCAAAUGUUGAGACUAAUGGAGCUUGAGAAAGGUGUGAAACUUGGUUGUCUACCCUUUACAGAAAUAGACGUAAGGAACUUACUACGAUCUUUUAAAAAUGUGGAUCGGGAUCAUGAUGCUAUUGACCUUCUUGUGAUGUGCAAGAAAUUCAAAGAUGAAGAUCCCAACUUCAAAUAUGAAUUCAAGAUAGAUGGACAUAACAGGUUGGAACAUAUUGCUUGGUCAUAUGCUUCAUCGGUUCAGUUAUAUGAAGCUUUUGGAGAUGCUGUGGUUUUUGACACAAUUCACCGAGUUGAUGCUUAUGAUAUGCUUUUAGGAAUCUGGAUUGGAGUGGAUAAUCAUGGAAUGAAUUGCUUUUUUGGAUGUGUCCUUCUACGAGAUGAAAAUAUGCAAUCAUUUUCUUGGGCUUUGAAGACAUUUUUGGGUUUCAUGAAAGGAAAGGCUCCACAAACAAUUUUAACAGAUCAAAAUAUGUGGCUUAAAGAGGCAAUCUCUGUUGAAAUGCCGAAUACAAAGCAUGCCUUCUGCAUUUGGCACAUCAUUGCAAAAUUCUCUGAUUGGUUUUCAGUACUUCUUGGGUCACGGUAUGAUAAUUGGAAGGCUGAGUUCCACCGGCUUUAUACUAUGGAUGUAGUUGAGGAAUUUGAAGUUGAAUGGAAGGAAAUGGUUAAUGCUUAUGCACUUCACACAAAUAAGCAUAUAGCCAGUUUAUAUGCAUUGAGAACAUUUUGGGCAUUGCCGUACUUGAGAUGUUACUUCUUUGCAGGAAUGACUUCAACAGUACAUUCAGAGUCAGUAAAUGCUUUCAUCCAACAGUUUCUCAGUGCACAAUCUCAGCUUGAUCAUUUUGUAGAGCAAGUGGCAGUUAUUCUAGAUUCUAAAGAUCAAGUAGUAGCAAAACAAAAAUCACAACGAAAGCCCAACAAGAUAUGUCUCAAAACAGGGUCCCCUAUAGAGUCCCAUGCAGCUAGUGUCCUUACACCUUAUGCCUUUUGCAAGCUCCAGGAGGAGCUUGUAUUAGCUCCACAGUAUGCAUCAUUUCCGAUAGAAGAUGGAUGCUUUCUUGUGAGACACCAUAAACAGGUGGAUGGAGGGUGCAAAGUAAUUUGGGCACCUCAGGAAGAGCUCAUAAGCUGUAGUUGUCAUCAUUUUGAGUUUACGGGAAUCCUUUGUAGGCAUGUACUUCGUAUUCUGUCAACGAAUAAUUGCUUUCACAUUCCAGAUGAAUACCUACCUAUUCGAUGGCGUUGUAUCAACAUGCCUCUGACUAGAUGCUCUAGAACUGCUCUGAGGGAACAUGCUGAACGAGUUCAUUUAUUGCAAUCUCUGGUGUCUACUCUAUUGGCAGAAUCAGUUGAGUCAGAGGAGCGACUUGAGAUUGCUUCAGAACAAGUGGCCACGGUGUUAUCUCGCAUUAGAGAAUUUCCUGGCUCCACACAUGGUAUGAACGGUACUGCUUAUGGGAGCCCUUCUGAGUCACUAAUUAUACCAGAAGUAGAGGACAGUGAUGGCAUUAUCCGGAGCUUUGCUGCUGGACAGACUCAUGAAUCUUGUACUUUGGGCAAGCUAAAAGAAAGACGAGCAAGAGAUGGGGUAGAGAUGUCGAGGAAAAGGAGGCAUUAUCCAACACCUUGCUGUGGGCGAUUUGGAAAUGAUGCUAAUGACUGUCCAAUGAUGGGAACUGAAGGUUUGAAUGGAGAUGAUUUGGGAUUCUUGUAGGAUGCCUGGCUGAUAUUUAAAAUGAUGAUAGUUCCUUCAGCUGUUGUACAUAGAUGUAUUCCUUUUUUCCCCUCCAAAUUCAGAUGCAAUCUCUCAUCUCUUUUUAGUCUCCCAAAUUUGUAACCAAAAUUCAUGUACACAGCCUUGCAUGUGUUCAAAAGAUUUUUUUUUUUUAAAUUUUUCGAAUUCAUGAUAUGCAAUUUCUUACUUGCCUCAGAUAUUUUUAAUAACAGGACGGAAGAGGUCCUAUUUUAUUUUUACUGAA
Molecule: messenger RNA, 3286 nt
Organism: Elaeis guineensis (African oil palm)
Lineage: Eukaryota; Viridiplantae; Streptophyta; Magnoliopsida; Arecales; Arecaceae
Product: protein FAR1-RELATED SEQUENCE 11
Biological process (GO): regulation of DNA-templated transcription
Molecular function (GO): zinc ion binding
Source: RefSeq, a predicted model, not a curated record